AUGGCGACCCACCAACCCCAUGCGGGCGGCGCGCCCUCUGCUCACGGCCAUCCGGGACCCUCACCAACAGACGAGGGAUCACCAAAUCCUCCCGAGUCGUCCAAAGAGUCUACCACCUCCGCCUACCGACGCGCCAGUCGCAAAGGCGCCGUGAAGAAAUUUAGCUGCAGCUUUCCCGGUUGCGACAAAUUAUACUCUCGAGCUGAGCAUCUCCACCGGCAUCAGUUGAAUCAUGCACCCAAGGAAAUCUUCCGUUGCGAAGAACCUGGCUGCGACCAAAAGUUUGUCCGCGCCGAUCUCCUCGCUCGACAUAAGAAGCGUCACUUCACAUCCUCCUAUAUACCCCGGAACAGAACCUUCAGCUUCAAGUCGUCACAUCCUGAACUUGCGGCCACUUCGAGCGCACCAGCACCAAACACAACAUCCACUGCCGGGGCUGCCCCGCGAACGCAGUUCCCGUCACAUCCCUCGAGUGGACCUCACGAUGCCGCCAUCUUACUGACGCCCGACUCGGAGCCGGCCCCACGGCUGGUUCAGCCUUCGAGCUGGCCUCCGCCGCAACCAACCAUGCACGGCUUGGACAUGAACAUGGGGUCGAAGACGGCGUAUUAUGGGAGGGAGGCGGUGACCAUGGCCGCCGAAUCGUCAACCAUGUUGCCCUUCGACAACGGCUUUCAAGCGGAUGGACAUCUAUCCGAGAACUUCGCCAUGUGGCUUUUUGACGCUCAGGCUGGCUGGAACGAGCUGAACGCUGUUGCAAACAUGCCGUUUCUCGAAGGCGGUUUGGAGUCGACGUUCAACAACAACAUCAAUUACGACUACGAGUCGCUUACAAGCCGCUCACAGCCAGAUCCCACGCCGCCGCGCCAAGAAAAUGACGACCUUCUCACGGAACACCGUCGAGAAGAGAUCUUGUCCUGGUUCCGGCUUUUCCGCAGUAAACAGCCCAAGUACGAGGCCUCAAUCACCCGGAUCGUACAAGAGAGCGGCGGUGACGUCCCCGGCCUCAGUCUCGACAUGAUGCGACAUUGUCUGCACACGUACUGGGUCGAUGUGUCCCCGCGGCUGCCUAUUGUACAUCAGCCGACUUUCUCAUGCAACCGAUGCCCCAUUUUCCUCGUCAUGGUCAUGCUUGCACUCGGCGCUGCAUCUCUGAGGGCCCGUGACACGACGAGCACCUACGUCGAGUACGGGGGUUUCGCGGACGUUAUCAUAUCGAGCGUUCGCUGGGAAAUCGUGACGGCCGAAGACGCCAACCCGCCAGUGGCUCUGUGGGUGGCGCAGGCACUUCUGCUGCUCGAGUACUAUGAGACCCUGUUCUCUUUCCGCAAGUUCCAUGAGCGGGCGCACAUCUACCACUCCGCGACCCUGACUCUCUUGCGCCGGGGUAGUCCCCUUAUCGGCAAAGCGGGCAGUGAGUCACCGCCCGAGGAAGCGCCGCCGUCGGGUGAAAAUGACGGCUCGUCAGACUCGCGAACAUGGUGGGUGCGCUGGGCUGAGACGCAGUCCAUGCAUCGUGUUGUUUUUGGGGCCUUCAUGAUGGAUAUCAUCCAUGCCACCAUGUUUGGCCAUCUCGCCGACAUGGCGCCCGAUGAGAUCCGCCUCCCUCUACCGUGCGAUGACAGCCUUUGGGCGGCGCCCAACCCCGACAGCUUCCGGAGCGUUGACAGCACGUGGCGCAUGUAUGGCAUCAAACAGAUUUCUUUCCUCGAGGGGCUCAAGUCUGCGCUUCACUGCAACCCAGUGAAGACACAUUCGUUUGGUCGCAUGAUCAUCAUGUGCGGUCUUCUCAGCGUUGGCUGGCAUCUCUCCCAUCGCGACAGCCAGAUCAAGUGGCUCGAUCGCCCCACACGCACAUCUGAGCACGACACAUGGCGAAGGACGAUCCUGAAAGCUUUUGAUAUUUGGAAAGAGAGCUACGAUGCCGAUAUUGGCCUAUCCGAAACCAAUCUUGGGGAGAGCCAUGGUAGCGCGAAUGGGCCAGUUCAGUCGCCAUCUGUACUCUACCAUUUCGCCCACAUUGCUCUUCAAGUCGACAUCGUGACCUGUCAGGUCUUUGCGGGCGCGAAACGCCUGGUCAACCGCAAAAUUUCGACGCGCGAUUACAGCAACGCUGUUGCACGUACCCGUAGGGGGUCGGGGUACCCUCCACUCCAAGACGCGUGGUACUCGUGCCGCAACGAGGCAGACCCCCACCGCCCGUGGUCACUUUACUACGCGGCUUUGGGUAUAUGGUCGCUCGUGCGGGCGUUGAACGGCGAGCUUUGA
Messenger RNA from Verticillium dahliae VdLs.17, 2268 nucleotides. RefSeq lists its product as uncharacterized. The coding region runs from base 1 to 2268 and encodes 755 amino acids. Gene Ontology annotation, molecular function: zinc ion binding; DNA-binding transcription factor activity, RNA polymerase II-specific; RNA polymerase II cis-regulatory region sequence-specific DNA binding. NCBI's taxonomy places the organism in Eukaryota, Fungi, Ascomycota, Sordariomycetes, Glomerellales, Plectosphaerellaceae. Gene Ontology annotation, cellular component: chromatin. The transcript is spliced from 4 exons. The record is from RefSeq and is a predicted model, not a curated record. Gene Ontology annotation, biological process: DNA-templated transcription; regulation of transcription by RNA polymerase II.